This is a messenger RNA of Varroa destructor (honeybee mite), 4284 nucleotides long. RefSeq lists its product as uncharacterized. NCBI's taxonomy places the organism in Eukaryota, Metazoa, Arthropoda, Arachnida, Mesostigmata, Varroidae. The record is from RefSeq and is a predicted model, not a curated record. Gene Ontology annotation, molecular function: RNA binding. Gene Ontology annotation, cellular component: precatalytic spliceosome; ASAP complex. Gene Ontology annotation, biological process: RNA splicing.
AACGAGCGCCGCCAAUAAAGAUAUAGCCACUUUCGAGCUAAGACAUGUCUGUAUAUGAAACUUAAUAGUGACUAGCGGCUUUAUAAUUGUCGUCUCUUUAUCGUUAAAAAUUUGCAAGGUAUAUGGAAUCGUAUCUACAGACUUGGGAUGCUCAUUAACGCAUCACCCAAUUUAGUUCCGCUUAUGGUAAGCCCUAUUGCACUAUAGGUUUAGCCUUGAUAAUACAAUUUACUAAAUUUGAUAUACGCAUAAUAAAUUCUUCUGGAGCAACCCGAGUCUUACAGUUCUGUAUGAUACUGACCUAGAUAGUAUCCAUAUAAGCACAUAAGAUACUUGCUUUCAUUCAAUAUUGUUCUAGCUCAGGUUCAGUACUUGUCCUACGUCGAUUAUUAUAUCAUUAUGUGCAAAAGAGACUUAGAAUAAAAUCUGCCUUGCAAGUUAACGUCAACGUACAGCUAAACAAAACUCAAUAUUUGAAAAAACUUCCUGAAGUGACUGUAAUAAAUGGCGUCCAUAGAUUUUUUCAGGGUUUAUUCAUCAUUUAACCUGUUUAUAAAUUAGGUGAAGGCAUUUCGUUGCAGCUAGUUCAACAUCUCAUGUAAGUUAACGAACGUAAACACGAAAAACAUUUACAUAAAUGUUUGCAGGUUCUGAAUCAGCUAAGCCAUUUUUAACUCUCGUCCGAAUUAACCGCAGCCUUACUCUUUAUUUCAAAUGUCCGCGCUGUUGGGAAAUUGGUCCGUUGAAUAAUGAAUCUCUGAGAGUCUGUGUGCGUGGUCGCCAAUGUUGGUGUCUGUCUAUGAACGAGCAAGCAAAGCUGGGCGACCAGUGUUGAUUUUGCUGCAGUGUCGAUAUUAGCAUUAGAAGUGAGCAGACAACCCUGCUGCAUCAUAGGAACUGUGUUCCCCAACAUUAUCGAUGUUUAUUUGUGCAGUUCGCAAGUGGCCAAAGGCAUCGAAACAGUGGUUCCGAAAAAAAGUGGCCGCAUUGCUAAAAGAGCGGAACUUUGACGACGAGUACAGAUCGAAGGUGGCGUUCAUCUCAUCAUUGAUUCUAUAAUAACAAUAAUAACCAGCACCGUGAAUUGGCUGUAGCUGUGAACAUCGCUCGUGGUAUAGUCUAAUUACUACGUUAUUCCUGCUCUUAAAGAGUCACUCCUACACGGGUUUUUGCUUUGAAGACCGGUGAUUCCAUCAGGAGAGGUUACUGUUGGCUACCCGUUAUUAAGCUACUGUAACGCCAUCAAGAUGGCCCGAUCCACACGAUCUCGACGGACCACUACUAAAGCAGAAGAUGCUGAGAACGUUGACACACCUAGUCAGGAUCUUGAUACGUCAGACAGGUUAGAAAAAAAGACCCGACGGAAUCGAAAGCACGAAAAUAGGGAUUCGGAGCAAAAGGAGGAGAAUCCUCGACCGAAGGAAAACACGCCUGAAUCAGACGGAGAGAAUACCCAGCAAUCACAGGAAAUAACGGAAAAAGGCCGUGGUGGUGGCCGUAAGAAACGCGAAGGCGAGACCGAAAGCGAGCAUCAUUCCUCUUCUACGAAGAGAGCGCGCUCUCGCCGCACUCCAAAGGAGGACACUGAAGAGCCACUGGAUGGGGAGGCCACAAGCGGUAAAGGCAACGAUCAGCGGGAUGAAGCCGGCGACCAGGUCAGCAUGGCUGGCUAUGCCAGCAGCAGCACUUCUUCCAAAGAGCAGCGGAAGCAAUCGCAUCCACAAAAGGACGUCGACAAAGUGGAAAGAAGGGAGAAACGGGCAGAAGAAGCGAAGAAGGACCCGAUUAGUCGUGGGCAUAAGCGUCUUAGUGAGGAACGACAUGAAAAAAUUAGUAACAAAGACAAAGAUACAGUUGAAGCAUCAUCCUCGAAGCCGAUCGUCCCUGAAAGCCAAAAAGCGCUUCGAAUGGAGGUGGAGGAAGAGAAACUUGAUUUUGAAAUUGAAGACGAACUACAACUGAAGGUUCAGAAUGACGAGGUCCUUGAUGGAGAUGAUGACGAUGCUAAGGAGGAAGAUGAGAAUUCUCGUACGAAUGAGCCGUCAUGUAAAGGGGAAGGUAAGAAUUUGAGGGAUGAUGGAAGCGCUUCCAAGGACUCAAAGGACAUAGUUUCAAGCGAAAAGCUCAUCGCUCUCGAUGAAAUGCUAAAGAGGCGCGCAUCACGUCGUAAUCAUUGGCCUGCAGAAAAGGAAGGUGGCCCUGAUAAAGACAAGGAGAAUUUAGAGGGCCCAAGAGAUCGCUGGGGUAAACUAGCAGAAAAAGCUCCAUCUAAAGAACAUGCACAGGCCAUUGUUACAACCGAUUCAUUAAAGGAACUGAGCAAGGAGAUGGAGGCCAAAGUCACCAAAAAGGAUACCAUCGACCAAAAGGAUUCAGUGAUCAGUGAAGCUACGAAGAGUCUGUUGGCCGCUGAUAAGGGCAAUUUAGGCUCUAAUGAAAAGGAACGUCAACCUGAGGAGACACCAGCAGAUACCAAGAAAAGCGUUGCCAACGACCCCGAAUUGGAGGAUCGGCGACGGGCACGACACAUUUCAAUGAGCGAUGAUACUCCAGGGGACAAUAGCGGAAAGGAAGCGGUGAAGGACUCGGGAUAUCAAGCAGGCAAAACAAAGCUGCCUUCUGCUGGUUUGGCACUCGGGUCCACCAAUUGGGCUGAAUUGGAAACGACAAGACGUAAACCACGGGAUGCGGCCACUCCGCCACGCCUACCUGUUGGGCGUCACUUGCUCGUGCUCAACCUUGUGCGACCAUUUACUCUUAGUCAACUAACCGAUCUGGUAACACACGCAGGCGCACGAUCUAUUUCUGACCUUUGGCUUGACCGCAUUAAAAGCAAGGCUAUUGUGGAAUUUACAGAUGAGUCAGCAUCUAGAGAAGCUCGUGAGGAACUGCAUAACAUCGUCUGGCCUAAAGGCAGCCCUAAGACGAUUAAAUGCGAGUUUCUUACGGAAAAAGAAGUAGAGCAGACAAAAACAGGAAUGAUACCUCCCGCGCAGCGAGACUCUUCUCACAAUCUUGAUAAGGAUAAAAACAAAGUAAAGGAGGUGACUAAGGAACGUACCCGGAUAGUUGUGGGCCCGUCUGAAGAAACAAGAGACAAUGGGGAUCUUCGUAAGACCAUUGAGAUCGUACAUAAGGAUAAAGAUAAAAAGGUCAGCGAGGAGUCACGUAGACGCAAGGCAGCUGCUGCAGACGUAGAGUCCCAACCCGUUGCUACCAAAAAAAUCCGUGAAUGGGAUUUACCUAAGCUUAAACAACAACAGCACCAACAACAACCUGAGCACCGACAGCAGUCAAAUUCAGAGGAGCCCGCGCCGGCGAAGCGAUUAGAAGAUCUGUUUCGAAAAACAAAAGCUACGCCGAAUAUCUACUGGAUUCCACUUCCAGAGGCCGAAGCUUUGGAGAGGGCAAAAAUACGCGCUGAAAAGCAAAAGGAAGAGGACCGUCGUAAUCGAAACCGUCGUCUCAUAAACUGACCUGAUUUUUCGGUGGAGGUCAGUUUUUGUAAUCGAAUUCAAGGCUAAGUGGUCUCGGGAUAGGACAUGAGGGAGUGUGCAGAUGGUGAUCAUGAUGAUGAUGAUGGCGAAGGACUAGGACACAGUAGCUGCAGAAGUAACAGCUUUUGCACUUGGUCCUGUUGCUUCAGUUAUCGGAGGCUUUGCACAGACAACAGAAGCACAUGGGUCGGUUACGCAGCUGUAUGGCUCUCGUUAGAAAGGCACUCGCCCGCUGCCUGGGUAAGGGGUAGCGGACGAGUGGUCUAAGAGGUAUUCUUCACUGUUGGUAGAUGAUCAUGGCUUGGUUGUAGAUUUAUCUAUGAAUUGAUUGAUUGUUUGUUUCCUUGACUGAUUGGGUGAUUGUGAUUCAUAGUGUAUCUAUUUCGUGUCGCCUAGUAGUGAUCAUCACGAGGAACAUUUGAACUUCAAGACAUCAGUUAAGUAGCAGCUACAGAGACGACAAAACAGAAGAACUGUGGCUUAUAGUGCCGACAAUAACAACAGAAAACAGAAGAGCACGUUCGCCCGCUUGGAAGAGGCGCGCGCCUGAUUCAGUUAUAUAGAUUCUGUUUACAUGUAUUACGUAUGGAUUGAUAAAAAGCACUACAGGAAGGGAGAAAGUAAAGCAAGGGCGCGCUUUUUAUUGGAAGCCAUUAACUGAAAUCAUUCAUUUUGUGUACAUAGGAACAGAAACGCCCUGAAAGUUGUACAAUACUCUGAAUGCGGCUAUAUACGAUAUAUAUGGAUAUGCAUAUGAACAGCAAGGUUCAAUAAACUUGAAGGUUGU